Mucor mucedo is the source of this 1545-nucleotide messenger RNA. RefSeq lists its product as uncharacterized. The transcript has 2 exons. Bases 451 to 1545 code for a protein of 364 amino acids. The record is from RefSeq and is a predicted model, not a curated record. Lineage: Eukaryota; Fungi; Mucoromycota; Mucoromycetes; Mucorales; Mucoraceae.
AUAUAAUGUUUUUUUCUUUUACUUUUUUUUUGUUGAACCUGAACUAAAUCACACGAAAUUUUAUUAUGUAGAUCACUUCAAGUAUUUUUCUUUAUGGCACAUGUUUUUUUUAAUUACUGCGCGAUAGGUUGUUUGUCUGUUUAUGAUAGACCAAUUACCAAAGAGUAAAAUAAAAUGAAUGACACAAAUAUUGACAAAAUAAAAAGGGAGUCUUCUUUUGCACCCUUUUUCCCCAUUAUAUUUUCAUGAUGGGCCCAAGAUACGCCCAAAAAGGAGGUCAUGCUAGGUACAUAUUUGACUCUACCUUUGUGUCUAUACGUGACACACACACAAAGUCACCCCUGAAAGAUUCAUUUUUGUUUAUACCCUUUCUUCUCCCUGAUCUCAUCUCUCUUCCCUUUCUCUUUUACUUUUUCUUUUUUUUUUUCUAAAAAAAAAAGAAAACUGCGCAUGUUAAGAGUCUCUUCCAUUUUGUACCUUCAAAGGGUAUGGUCUCGUCCGUCAAACGUGAUUGUUCGCGAAACAUCAAAUAAUUCUGUACAACAAGAAACUGUGGCUACAAUAGACAAUGCAUCGAUACCCGAUGCUUCCUUACCGCAGGCACCGCCAAAAGACAUUUUAGAAUCAUUAAAAAAAUCUGAACGAAAAGAGCAAGUAUUACAAGAUCAGCAAUGCAUUGAUGAUGAACACGAGCGCUUAAAACAAGAGCGUCUAAAAAACGAACAAGAUCUGUUCCUGAUAACACAGGAACGGCAAAAAAGGGAAAAGGAAUUAGAAACCCUUCAAUUGGAGCGACAGAAAUUAGAGCAAGAGGAACAACUUCAAAGAAUGAAGAGAGAAAGACAAAAGGAAGAAGAACAGCGCGACAAGAUUAGGUUUGAGAGACAAAGAAAGAUUCUGCAAGACCGUCAAGAAGAAGAAGACAAACAAACAAGGUUUCGUCUAGAAGAAGAGCGUCUUGAACAGGAACGCUUACACGAAGAGCGUCUCUUCCGAGAGUCGUUACUCGUGGUAACGGCCGCACCUACGGAACAAUACCCAGUAACCAAGGCAACGACUCCACCGCCUUCCAUCACAGGUGAUAACUCAUGCUCCAGUAGCAGCACUAACCUAUUUGAAAGAACUCUCCCGGCCAUGUCUCAUGAAACAUCAUUCCACCCUUACAAUUUACCCCUCAUUCAAUCAAGACAGCAUCCGCAACAAAAUCAGCAGCAGCAGCAGCAGCAUGACCGUGACUAUUAUGACGACGACCUUUCUUCCGAUUUGGAUAGCGAACAUAUUAUUGAUCAAUUACCCACGCCCCCUUCCACGCCCAACAAAUUCUCUCCCAAACGUAUACUCCAUAAAGCAAAAUCAAGCAUCACCGAUGACUCUGUGCGAAACUUGGGAAGAAGGACGAGUUUAUUUCUCGAAAAAAAGCUGACUCCGUCCACCAGUGACGAUUUUUCAAUCACUAGUAUGAGAAGACAAUCUUCCAAGAUAUCAGGUAAAGGAAAAUCAUUCACAAAGAAAUUAAAACGUGUCUUAUCUUUUCAUCAAUCCUAA